AUGAGUUCGCCGGAUGUGGUGUCGCUGUUCGAAUCGUUGGGCAUUCUCCUCGCUGCUCUAUCUGGAACCGGGAAGGGAUUAGAGGUUCUUUCAGCUGAUUCGCAUGAAGGGUUAAAGGUCAAGCUGGGCCAAGCGCUCUCCGCAUAUCUGCCCCUUUGCGUUGAGGUGUCGUUACCUCUGCGUAACAGGUUGGAUGGCCUUCAAAAGGAAUUCAAUUUGUAUGGGGAACGGGCGCCAAAGUCCUUGGAUGUUCCAAUGAUGGAGAACAUGAAUGUUAACGCUCUGCAAUUUGAGGCGUCCGUCAUGGACGGGCCGGUCAUCAACUCGAGAGCAGGUCUCUACGUCUUUAUCAAUGCAAUGCUCGUGGGCCGGCCCCUAGUGGAUGAUAGUAUGCUCAUCAACUAUCUUGCCAAUCGAUACGGAGGACACUACGAAGCUCUCAUUGAGGAAAUCCUCACCGCUGCUUUUGACGUCCUGUCAAACGGCAUGUAUCGUAAUGAAUCCAGUCGGACGAUGUUCGUCUUUCGCUCCUUCUUAGUGAACAAGCUGCCCGCGUUCUUUGCAGCCAUGCUAGCGUCGACCAUGGUCUCCAUCCCAAUGGAAAUGUGCAUCAGUCAUGCAUUGAGCCGGCUUGACCCCAACACAUUCCCGUCAUUCUCGCAGAUGUUCGAAAUGCAGGGCAACACGGUCCUGUCCGACGUGCGGCAGGAGUUUUUGUUCGCCUGUGCCUCGCACAAACUGAUUCCUGAAUCCAGCAUAGAACGCUUGCUGGGUGAGAAUCCCAUGCAAACUCUUCCUGUGGGCUAUAACAAGGACGAACUGGUGUCGCAGAUCAACGCCAAUCCUGAACGUGCGGAGCAGUUGAUCAACGAGAUUGAGUCUAUGGAGGGAAAUGCAGGAGCGAUUAUUGGGGCAAUCACAGAGGUCAUGCAUAAUCUCUGCAACCAAAAGGAAACCAUGACAUUGAAGAACAUAUGCAAUUCGCUAUCUAGGCGGCCUCAGGCGCUGGACGUGGUUUUGAUUUUCCGAAACCCAAAGCAGGUUCUGCAGCCGCUCUGCGCUUUACUGGACUCGUGGCACUGGGACGAGGACCAAGGAGAGUACCAACCGGUGUACGAUGAGUUUGGAAGCAUUCUCCUGCUGGUGCUGGCCUUCAAGUACCGGUUUGAUCUGCGACCAGCGGAUCUUGGGAUCUCAAGCAAUGAUUCCUUUGUUCUGAGACUGCUCGAGCGAGGAACCUGCAGCCAGAAACUCGAUGCUCUCGAUGAAAAACAGAACAAGAAUCUGGGCUCCUGGAUUGCGGCUCUAUUUAUCGCCGAAGGCAUCAGUGAGGAGACCAUGUCGGCGUGCAGUCCACAGGAGUUCUACUUGCUUGUGGCUACACUGUUCAGUCAGAGCCUAGAAGCAUGUGAGACCGGAAAGCUCGAGUUUGAUACUUUGAAAGGGGGCUUUGAAUACCUGCUUGAGCCGUUUCUGUUACCGUCUCUGAUCUUCGCGCUGACGUGGUUGGGGGACCAUAUCUGGGAGACGGAACUCGACCCCUCAAUUCCCCUAAAGGCGCUACAGUCCUUGGUGAAUCCGAGUUCGAUCUCCGGCGAAGCCAGAGAGAUCCACCGGACCGUGCUGAACAUCACUGCCCGCACGCUGGAAGAGCAGCUCAAAGAUGUCCGCACGCGACACCCGUCGCGCACCGACAUCAAACCGAUUCUCGACUCCCUGGAGCCGUGCCUAUCGUUCCAGCUGGUGGGCAGCAGCCACCGCUCCGAACUGGAGAGUUGGACGACGCAUUCCGGCGGCGGCCUGCUAGGCGGCAUCCGCAGCACGUUCCAGUCGCUGGUGCUAUGGAGCACAAACCCAGAGGUCAGCAUGGCACCUCCUCCGUACACCCAUCGCCAGCUGAUCGCAGGCGUGCGGAUGCUGGGGGCGUCGCGCGUGUUACCUCCGCUGAUCGAGGAGCUGAAGCUCCAGACCGAGGCAGGCAACGGCCCCCUGGCGCUGGACUUGGCCGCGACGCUGAUCUGCGCGCCCAUGGCGGAGACCUUUUCUGUCGAGCAGAACAGCCACCAGCCCGUGGACCCGAACAAGGAGGCGCUGCCGCGGUGCGGGAUCCUGACCCUCCGCGACGUGCUGGCGCUACAGCACGAGAACGUGCCCAAGAUCUCCGAAAAGGACCCCCUGCGCGCGGAGGUGCUCGUGCGGUUGUACCGGCGGGUCAACGCCCUGCUGGCGCCGCCGUCCCAGGUCCCCAACCUGGACGUCAACAACAUCAUCCAGAACAUGCAGCUGGGGGGUGUUGGUGUGGGUGUGGGCGCGGGCCAGAUGGAGCUGGAUGCCGCGGGGGCCGCCGACCAUGGGGUCGGGCCCGACGAUGCAGAGAACAUCCAUCGCAUGAUUGACAAUGCGGCGGCGGCAGCGGCCCUGGAUUCGUCGGGGACGGGGCUCGAUACGAGUAUCGAUGAUGUACUGAACGCGGCGGAUAUGGCGGUUGGCAACCCGGAGUUUUUGGAUCUGGAUAUGGAGGGGAUGUUCUAG
Messenger RNA from Aspergillus fischeri NRRL 181, 2532 nucleotides. RefSeq names its product putative RNA polymerase II mediator complex subunit Nut1 (gene nut1). The record is from RefSeq and is a predicted model, not a curated record. NCBI's taxonomy places the organism in Eukaryota, Fungi, Ascomycota, Eurotiomycetes, Eurotiales, Aspergillaceae. Gene Ontology annotation, biological process: regulation of transcription by RNA polymerase II. Bases 1 to 2532 code for a protein of 843 amino acids. Gene Ontology annotation, cellular component: mediator complex. Gene Ontology annotation, molecular function: transcription coregulator activity. The transcript is spliced from 6 exons.